This is a messenger RNA of Dictyostelium purpureum, 692 nucleotides long. RefSeq lists its product as uncharacterized. Bases 216 to 692 code for a protein of 158 amino acids. The transcript is spliced from 4 exons. The record is from RefSeq and is a predicted model, not a curated record. Gene Ontology annotation, biological process: vesicle-mediated transport. Gene Ontology annotation, cellular component: membrane. NCBI's taxonomy places the organism in Eukaryota, Evosea, Eumycetozoa, Dictyosteliales, Dictyosteliaceae.
AGAGUGUUUUAUAUUUUUUUAUAUUAAAAAACUAAAUAACUAUAAUCAGGUCAACAAACUAUUAUUAUUAUUAUUAUUACAAUUGUUCAAAUUUUAAAUAUAAAACAAAUAAUAAAAACAAAUAAUAUAGUGUUAAUAUUCAAAAUUUAAUUUAAAUUAAAUUAAAUCAAAUAAAAAUAAUAUAAAAUAUAUAUAUAUAAAUAUAAUAAAUUAAAAUGGAUUCAAUUAAAAGUUUAUUAGGUGAUAAACAACCAGAAAAAGAGCCAUCAGUAUGGGAUGAUUUAAAUAAUCAAUGCUCACUUACAUUUACACAAAGAGUUAUUGGUUUUGGUAUUUGUGCUGGUUUAGGUUUACUUUUUGCAUUUUUGUCUUUUAUUUUCAUAUUAUCACCAACAUCAUUUGCUUUUCUUUUUACAGUUGGUGAUAUUUUAAUGGUUUUAGCCACUGGUUUUAUUGUUGGUCCAGUUAAACAAUUUAAAAACAUGAUGGAACCACAUCGUUUAAUCUGUGCUAUUGUUUUCAUUGCUUCAAUGGCUCUUACUUUAACUGCAGUUUUCUUAGGCUGGAGCUUUAUCAUUGUUAUUUUCUUUAUUAUUUUACAAAUCUGUGCUUUAUUAUACUACACAUUCAGUUAUAUUCCAUACGGAAGACAAUGUUUAAGAGGACUUUGUUCAGGAGUUGCAUCUGUAUAA